CCCCGGGCGGGCGGUGCGGGAGCAUGGCCCCGGCGGCGCGGCUGUGCUGUGCCGCGCUGCUCUGCGGUGCCCUCAGCCUCUGCAGCCUGCGGGCCGCGCCGCGCCAGCCCGACACCCUCUACUUGUGGAUCGACGCCCAGCAAGCGCGGGUGCUCAUCGGCUUCGAGGAGGAUAUUCUGAUCGUGUCCGAGGGGAAGAUGGCCCCGUUCACCCACGACUUUAGGAAAGCCCAGCAGAGGAUGCCCGCCAUCCCCGUCGGCAUCCACGCCAUGAACUUCACUUGGCAGGCAACGGGACGGGCCGAGUACUACUAUGAAUUCCUGUCUUUGCACUCUUUGGAUAAAGGCAUAAUGGCUGAUCCAACUAUAAAUAUCCCCCUGCUUGGAACAGUUCCUCAUAAACCAUCAGUUGUUCAGGUUGGAUUUCCUUGCCUUGGAAAACAAGAUGGGGUUGCUGCAUUUGAAGUGAACGUGAUCAUAAUGAAUUCAGAAGGCAAUAUUAUUCUCCAGACCCCUCAGAACGCCAUCUUCUUUAAAACCUGUCAGCAAGUGGAAUGUCCAGGAGGAUGCAGAAAUGGAGGGGUUUGCAACGAAAGACAUGUCUGUGAAUGUCCUGAUGGAUUUUACGGGCCUCAUUGUGAGAAAGCACUGUGUGUUCCUCGCUGCAUGAACGGCGGGCUCUGCAUCACACCCGGCCUCUGCAUCUGCCCCCCGGGGUUCUACGGCAUUAACUGCGACAAAGCAAACUGUACAACAACCUGUUUCAAUGGAGGGACGUGUUUCUAUCUGGGAAAAUGCAUUUGUCCUUCAGGCUAUGAGGGAGACCAGUGUGAAAUUAGUAAAUGCCAUCAACCCUGUCGAAAUGGAGGCAAAUGCACUGGUAGGAAUAAAUGCAAGUGCUCCAAAGGCUACCAGGGAGACCUGUGUUCAAAGCCUGUCUGUGAACCCAGCUGUGGCCUGUACGGCACCUGUGUGGAGCCCAACAAAUGCCAGUGCAAAGAAGGCUGGCACGGGAGACACUGCAAUAAAAGGUAUGGAGCCAGCGGUCUGAGCGCCCUGAGGCCAGCAGGCAGCAAGCACAGGCAGCACACGCCUUCUCCAAAAAGGGCCGAGGAGAAGCAUGUCCAACCCGAAUCCAAUUAUAUCUGGUGAGCUCCAACAUCUGAAAUGGUUCGUGUUACACAAAGUUCACAGCCUUCAUUAACCUCUCAUGGAUUGAAUGUUAAAAUGCUGUUCAUUACAGUUAAGAUUACCGGCUGGAAUUUUAUUAGCUUCAUUAUAAACCACUGAGCUGACACUUACUACUCCUUUUAAGUUUUAUAAAUACUUCUGUAGCAUGAUUAUAUAGGCUUCUUCUCUCAGUGCUUUGGAUGGUGUUUUGUACUACACUUCAGUUACAGCUAAACUUCCCUUUUUUUGGUUAUAUAGCAAAUGUUAUCCAAAAAUUAGGUAACAGUAUUCAAGCAGAAAACCCUGUAGAUGCUAACCCUGAAUUAUUUCAAUGACUACAGAUGCAAUUUGUCUUAGACAAAAGAAAGGUGCAUUUUGCAAAUUUUUACAAAUUUUGUAUUUAGACUUUUCCCUAUGAAAAACAGAUACAUAAAUAAAUAAGUUGCCUAAUUUAAAAACUGAAUAACUCGAUUCAAUGUUAUUUUUGGCUUUACAGUUUUGUGUAUUAAAAAGAAACUGCAGUGGUACCAUUUAACUGACAUAAUAUAUUGUAAACAAAGUAGAGCUAUAAUGUAUGAAGUUUCUGCAUCAGCUUGAAGCAAUAUAAUAUAUUGUAAACAGAACAGCUCUUAUGUAAUAAACUUUUUAUACUAUUGUUAUGUAUAAAAUAAAGACGCUGCUUUAGUUUUUUGAGUA
Molecule: messenger RNA, 1865 nt
Organism: Serinus canaria (Common canary)
Lineage: Eukaryota; Metazoa; Chordata; Aves; Passeriformes; Fringillidae
Gene: WIF1
Product: WNT inhibitory factor 1
Exons: 10
Coding region: 24-1151 (375 amino acids)
Biological process (GO): anatomical structure development
Cellular component (GO): cell surface; extracellular region
Molecular function (GO): signaling receptor binding
Source: RefSeq, a predicted model, not a curated record